AUGUCAAAAAGUGAUAUAUCUGAGAGCCUUGACAAAAAUUUAGAAGAUAUUGAGAUUCAAGAAGUUCUUAAAAAUGGCACUGACCUUCGAGAAUAUGCUCUACAAAUUGAUAGAAGCAUCAAGGAAGCCGAAAAAGCGUCUGUCGCUGAUUACCUAAAGGAAAGUGAGAAUAUUGGGUCACUGCACAACCAGAUUGAGGAAUGUGAUGGUAUUCUUGAGAGAAUGGAAAAUAUGCUAUUAAUCUUUCAGAAUGAUUUGGGAAGUAUCAGUAAUGAAAUCAUCAGUUUGCAAAAGCGUUCUGUUAAUAUGUCUAUACAAUUAUCAAACAGACAAGCUUUGAAAGGUCCACUUUCUUCAUUUAUUGAGGAUAUUGCUGUAUCAGAGGCUCUAAUAUUUGGUAUAAAUAAUGUGCCUGUUAUUGACAAAGAAUUUAUGGUGCAGCUGGCUAUCUUAAACCAAAAACUUAACUUUGUGAAAGAGCAAGACUUUAAAGAAACAAAAGCUUGUCAUGAUGUUAAAGAUGUUUUGGAGAAAUUGAAAAUCAAGGCUAUUGCAAAGAUUAGGACUUAUAUUUUGGAACAGAUUUAUAAAUUUCGAAAGCCAAUGGCAAAUUAUCAAAUACCACAAAAUGCUAUGCUUAAAUAUAAGUUCUUUUUUGAGUUCGUAUUAGCAAACGAAAGAAAUGUAGCCCAGGAAAUAUGUAAUGAAUAUAUUGAUACAUUAAGUAAAGUUUAUUAUUCAUAUUUCAAAUCAUAUGCGUCAAGACUGGAUAAAUUAAAAUACGAAGAAGUACCUACUAAAGAUGACCUUAUGGGAAUUGAAGAUGGCUCUAAAGGAGGAUUUUUUCAAAAAUCCAAUUUGAAAAAUAAAAGUACUAUCUUCACAAUAGGUAACCGCGGAGAUGUAUUAGCUCAACAAUUAGAAGCACCGAUCAUUGUACCUCAUGUUCAACAGAAAACAAAGUAUUCCUAUGAAGCAUUAUUUCGUAGUCUUCAAUAUGCUUUGGUGGAUAAUAGCUGUAGGGAAUACUUAUUUACAACUGAAUUUUUCCAUGUCAAAAGCAGCCAUGCACAAGAACUUUUUGACAGAAUUCUUGGAAAAACCCUGUCUUUACUGGUGAAAAAUGUAGAGAAUUAUGUUGUGGAGUGUUUCGACUGUUUAGCUCUUUUCCUCUGCAUUCAACUCAUAAACAGAUAUAGGUGGAUGUGUCACAAAAGAGCAGUAGCAGCUCUUGAUAGCUAUUGGGAUUCAUUAUUAUCUACACUUUGGCCUCGCCUGGAACUUGUUUUGAAGUUAAACAUCCAAAGCGUCCGUGAAUGUGAUCCUGCAAAGUUGGCUAAUAAGGAAUUAGGACCGCAUUAUAUAACUCGUAGAUAUGCUGAGUUCUCCGCUGCAAUGCUUAGUUUGAGUGAACAAUUUCCAUCACAAGAGCUCAGCAAUCUUCUUCUUAUGCUGCAAGAUGAAGUUCACUGCUUUCUGCUUAAAAUGGCAGCAGAAUUUCCGCAGAGAAUACAACAAUUGAUUUUCCUUAUUAACAACUAUGACAUGGUGUUAAGCAUAUUGAUGGAAAGAACAAGAGAUAACACAAAGGAGGCGGAAAGUUUUCGAGAACAAUUGCAAGCUCGAAGUACUGAAUAUGUAGAGGAAAUAUUGAGCCCUCACUUUGGUGGUUUGAUGCAAUUUGUGAAAGAAGGUGAGCAAUUAUUGGAGAACGACAAGAAAAAUGAAUUAACUAAUUUAGAAAAGAAAUCUCUGACUCUAGUCACAUCAUUCUCAUCAAACUGGAAGCAAAGUUUGGAAGAAAUCCAUCGAGAGGUGCUUGUAUCAUUUCCUAAUCUGGUCACAGGUUCUGGUUUAUUGCAGAUGGCUUUGACUAAUUUCGUACAGUAUUAUCAUAAGUUUAAUAAACUUUUGACACCAAAUGCUAGAACUCAGCUGGUAAAUAUUCAUGUUAUCAUGGUAGAAAUUAAGAAAUAUAAGACAAACUUUUAA
Messenger RNA from Leptosia nina, 1992 nucleotides. The record is from the annotation of a GenBank genome assembly. NCBI's taxonomy places the organism in Eukaryota, Metazoa, Arthropoda, Insecta, Lepidoptera, Pieridae.